This is a messenger RNA of Tupaia belangeri chinensis (Chinese tree shrew), 4394 nucleotides long. RefSeq names its product inositol polyphosphate-4-phosphatase type II B (gene INPP4B). The transcript is spliced from 30 exons. The coding region runs from base 1581 to 4394 and encodes 937 amino acids. Gene Ontology annotation, molecular function: phosphatidylinositol-3,4-bisphosphate 4-phosphatase activity. Gene Ontology annotation, cellular component: cytoplasm. NCBI's taxonomy places the organism in Eukaryota, Metazoa, Chordata, Mammalia, Scandentia, Tupaiidae. The record is from RefSeq and is a predicted model, not a curated record.
CUGGAUCAGACAUCUUGAAAAUGGACCAUUCUGGUGUUUGGUUGAGAAUAAACUAAAGGGAAACAAGCAUCUAAGUGAAGAGCAGUCUGUAUGGGACUCAUGUGAACCCGGCUUAAGAAGAUAAAGAUCUUUGAAUCAUCCACAAAGAGAUGAAAAUUGAAGACGUGAAGGUGGAUGAGAUCCUGAGGAAGAAAGCAGAUACACAGAUGGAAAAAGCAUGCCAUACAUAUCUACCGUUAGAAGAGGGAGCAAGAAAAAGAGUUACCCCAGAGGAAAUGAUGAAUGAAGAAGGGCAGCUACCUUUGUGAGUGAUUGAAAAAACUUUACUGAGGAGAACCAUGGCCUAGAGGGCAGGUUUGAUUCCUCUUCACUUUGUGACCGGAAAAGCUGGGCAUGGAUUCCACAGCCUAGAUACAAGGAGAGCCUGGAGAUGUGAAAAUCCUGAAAGAGAUUCUGAACAAAGAUGGCUCCUUGGGUCCUGAGGCAGCAACAUCACAGAAUGAUCUGCGCAUAGAAGUCAAUUCAAAGACAAGCCCAGGACAAAAGUCAACCAUCCUGACUCCACAUCACUUUCUACUGAAACUGUAAGGCCAUGCAUCCUGAAACAUUCAACUCACAAUAGUUGAGUCCUUAUGUUACAAUGAAUAAGACAACAUCAAGCAUCAUGCAAAUAUGCAAAAUAGCACACCGUUCUGGCUCCUGGAAUCAACACUUUAGCACCAGGUGUUCUCAGGAUCACAGUGACGUCCUCACAAACUGACAGUGAUAUGGGUAGAGCCAUCUGUGCUGGUCCAAAUGGAGAUCUACAGAAAGGGAUGGGCAAGGCAAGACCAUAGAACAUGGCCAUAUUCCCAGGCCCAGCCUUGCCUACUGUCUCAGGAUGGAGAGUUACAACUUUCUGAUGCAUCUGGAGUCCUCCUAGGCAAACUUUCAGGAAAGGAGAUUCAGAGAUAUUUGACUCGCUCAGUUGUUUGGAGCUACAGGGAACUCAGCUAUACCCUGUGAAAGUCUCAGACAUGGCACAUUGCAAUGGGUGUGUUAACAGAAGUGCUGUCUUUAUUGGCUGGCAGUGGUCACCCAAGGCAGGUGAAGAAAAGGUAAAGGAAGAGCAGAAAGAAGAAGCCAGAGAGAAACAAUUCUAGAAGAGGCAGGGACCCUGGAUAGACCAGAGUUGGAAAGGCGAGAGAAGAAACUUUGGAGGCAGAGGCAUGAAGGGUGAAUGUGCUCAGUGGAGAGAGAAGAGGAGAGAGGGGAAGUGAGAAAUCCUCCCCCAACCCCACAGGGACAACUUCUUCUAUCUCAACUCCCUUCCUUUGGGCAAAACAGCAACCUGAACCCAAAGAAAUGGUGUUACCUGGCAAGAGAGCUGCUGUCUUUUCUGAAAAAUCAGACCAAGAGCCCUGAAAUCAGCAGGACAAGAAUCAAAAAGCAGAGCUAUCGAGGAAUACAACAAAAAUCAGAGUUUCAGCGUGGGAUCCCAAGUCUCUAGGGUGAAGAUCAGACCACUCUAAAUCAGAAGUCAUUGGCACUGACAUUUGGACAAGAAAACUUGGAAAAUUAAACAACCGUGAAGAUUGAUCAUGGAAAUCAAAGAGGAAGGAACAUCUGAAGAAGGCCAGCACUUUCUUUCUACAGCCCAAGCAAAUGAUCCUGGGGACUCGCAGUUCACAAGUAUUCAGAAGACUCCAAAUGAACCACAGUUGGAAUUCAUCCUUGCAUGCAAGGAUCUUGUGGCUCCUGUCCGUGAUCGGAAACUGAAUACAUUGGUGCAGAUCUCGGUGAUCCACCCGGCGGAGCAGAGUCUGACAAGAUACUCCAGCACUGAAAUUGUGGAGGGAACAAGAGACCCACUGUUUUUGACUGGUGUCACAUUCCCAUCCGAGUAUCCCAUCUAUGAGGAGACUAAAAUAAAACUAACAGUCUAUGAUGUCAAGGACAAGUCUCAUGACACGGUUAGAACCAGUAUCCUACCUGAACAUAAGGAUCCCCCGCCAGAAGUUGGGAGAAGCUUCUUGGGCUAUGCGAGUUUUAAAGUGGGAGAGCUACUGAAGUCAAAGGAGCAGCUGCUGGUCCUUAGCCUGAGAACUUCAGAUGGUGGCAAAGUUGUUGGUACCAUAGAAGUUGGCGUCGUGAAGAUGGGAGAGAUUCAAGAUGGAGAAGCUGACCACAUCACGACAGAUGUGCAGGGACAAAAGUGUGCACUGGUAUGUGAAUGUACAGCCCCAGAAAGUGUGAGCGGAAAAGAUAACUUCCCUUUUUUGAAUGCAGUGUUGAAGAACCCAGUGUGUAAAUUGUAUAGAUUUCCCACAUCUGACAACAAAUGGAUGCGAAUUCGGGAGCAGAUGUCAGAAAGCAUACUUUCUUUUCAUAUUCCUAAGGAAUUGAUUUCCCUUCACAUAAAAGAAGAUUUGUGUAGAAACCAAGAGCUAAAAGAACUUGGUGAACUUUCUCCACACUGGGACAAUCUAAGGAAAAAUGUCCUCACUCAUUGCGAUCAGAUGGUGAAAAUGUACCAAGACAUUCUGACAGAACUCAGCAAAGAAACAGGGUCCUCUUUUAAAUCAAGCAGCAGCAAAGGAGAGAAAACAUUAGAAUUUGUUCCAGUAAAUCUGCAUCUGCAGAGAAUGCACGUUCACAGCCCUCACUUAAAAGAUGCUCUCUACGAUGUCAUCACUGUGGGAGCCCCAGCUGCCCAUUUUCAGGGAUUUAAGAAUGGUGGUCUACGGAAACUACUCCACAGAUUUGAAACAGAACGAAGAAAUACUGGAUACCAGUUUAUUUACUAUUCACCUGAAAACACAGCCAAAGCAAAAGAAGUUCUCAGCAACAUCAAUCAACUACAACCUCUUAUAGCAACCCAUGCAGACCUGCUACUUAAUUCUGCAAGCCAGCAUUCUCCAGACAGCUUGAAGAAUUCUUUAAAGAUGCUUUCAGAAAAGACAGAGCUUUUUGUCCAUGCCUUCAAGGAUCAGCUGGUCAGGAGUGCCCUUUUAGCCCUCUACACUGCAAGGCCAGGAGGUAUCCUUAAGAAAACACCCUCUCCCAAGAGCGGCACAGAGGAGAGCAGGCCCCAAGACCAACCAGCAAUGAAAAGGCAGGAUUCUAUACCGCACCAUUCAGACUAUGACGAGGAGGAGUGGGAUAGGGUGUGGGCCAAUGUGGGGAAGAGCCUGAACUGCGUUAUUGCUAUGGUGGACAAACUGAUAGAAAAGGAUGGUGGCCGCGAGGAGAGCAGCAGCAGCAGAGAUGCAGAAAAGGACCCUCCUCUGGCAGACUCCACCACGUCGCAUCCAAAGGAGGACUGGUAUGAACAGUUGUAUCCCCUCAUCCUUACCCUGAAGGACUGCAUGGGAGAAGUGGUGAAUCGCGCCAAGCAGUCCCUGACGUUUGUGCUCCUGCAGGAACUUGCAUACAGUCUACCCCAGUGCUUGAUGCUGACACUGAGAAGAGACAUCGUCUUCAGUCAAGCACUUGCUGGAUUAGUUUGUGGAUUUAUCAUCAAAUUAUAUACAAGUUUACAUGACCCUGGCUUCUUACAGCAGCUUCACAUGGUGGGGUUGAUAGUUCAAUAUGAAGGACUGCUAAGUACAUACAGUGAUGAAAUUGGAAUGCUAGAGGACAUGGCUGUUGGCAUCUCAGAUCUGAAGAAAGUAGCAUUUAAAAUCACUGAAGCCAAAUCCAGUGAUGUCUUGCCAGUUAUAACAGGAAGACGUGAACAUUACGUGGUGGAGGUCAAGCUUCCAACUAGACUGUUUGAGUUGCUACCUUUACAGAUUAAAGAAGGACAAUUGCUUCAUGUGUACCCCAUACUUUUUAAUGUUGGAAUCAAUGAACAGCAAACUCUUGCUGAGAGGUUUGGAGAUGUCUCUUUGCAAGAAAGUAUUAAUCAAGAAAAUUUUGAACUUCUUAAAGAAUAUUACACGAUAUUUAUGGAAAAGAUGCCCCCUGAGUACAUUUCACAUUUUCAAGAACAAAAUGAUUUAAAAGGUUUACUAGAAAAUCUCCAUCAAAAUAUCCAAGCCAAAAAAAGAAAGAAUGUAGAAAUCAUGUGGCAAGCUGCGACGAUAUGCCGCAAAUUAAAUGGUAUUCGCUUCACCUGCUGUAAAAGUGCCAAAGACAGGACGUCGAUGUCGGUGACACUGGAACAGUGCUCCAUCUUGAGAGACGAACACCAGCUGCACAAGGACUUCUUUAUCCGAGCACUGGACUGUAUGAGAAGCAGACAAAACCAGGGAGCCCUGAAUGAAUCCGAUGAUCCUGAAACAGGCUGUCUAACUGAUAACAAGCCAACUUCUCGACACUUCUAUCCUGUCGCCUUGCUGCUCGUCAGCUCACACCUGCUAGUUGUGUGGCUUAUCUUAAGUCUUGCAUUACUAUUAGCCAAAUAUCAAUAA